Sphaeroforma arctica JP610 is the source of this 1446-nucleotide messenger RNA. RefSeq lists its product as hypothetical. The transcript is spliced from 2 exons. The record is from RefSeq and is a predicted model, not a curated record. Bases 1 to 1446 code for a protein of 481 amino acids. NCBI's taxonomy places the organism in Eukaryota, Ichthyosporea, Ichthyophonida.
AUGAGUAACAAUCCGUUUGGCGAUGACUUGCCUGUGAGUGGGCUUGGUGCACAGCAACAGCAACAACAGCCCCAAUUCGGCGCUAGUCAGCAGCAAAGGCAGAUUGAACACACUCAAGCCCAGAGUAUUCCCGGACAGGGCUUUAUGGGUCAGGGCAACCCCUAUCAAGUACCUCAGAAUAGCUAUGCGUCCCCUCAAUACGGGAGUCCUGCCAACGGCAUGAACACGUACCAAAAUCAGACGCAGCCUCAGGGGCAGACGCAGGGAUACCAACACAGACCCAGUUAUGUGCACGAUCAGCAGCUUAUCAACACGACGCACGCUAAAGGCGAUAUGAUUGUGGGUUCGCUCGACCAUGAACACAGAGGAUCUCUAUUCAUGCCCAAUAUGGGCGCAACACAGCAACCGGGUCCAUACGCUCCCUUUGGUAACCAGGGGCAACAACAACAGCCCAAUAUGAACAUGGGCAUGGGCAUGCAACAACAGCCCCCGCCACAGGCGGGUACUAAUUCUAUGGAUCAGCUCAUGAAGUCACUUGCUGCCAUGAAAACGGGCCGAGACUCGAUGUCCAAUGCUGCUAUGCCGGUCUCCUUCGAUCCCCUUAUGGAAGUGCCCAGUACCCAGCAGGCACCUGCUGCACAAAACAACGAUCCAUUCGCAUCCUUUGCAGGACAGGGAAACAACCAGCAACAACCAUCGGCUGACCCGUUCGGAAGCACAUCCCACACACCAGCAUCUGCACAAAACAGUGGACUGCAGUACAACCACAACCCUGCGUCAUCGACAAAUAGAGGCAUACAGUUCAACAACCAGCCUAUCACGGAGGACUUCCCUGACCCCUUCACGCCAACCCCUUCAGCUGGUAACCUCUCAGGCACACCUCAAAACCGUGACGCGGACCCGUUCGCGCCUGCACUGGCUCAACAAAUGAAGCCGAAGGUCGGCACCAUCAAAGAGGAUGACACAAAACUCGAGCGCAAGAGAAGUGAACCCAUGACCAAGGACGAGCCCGUGUCCAAAGAGCUGGAUGAUGUAAGCGGCCUCACAAAGUCCGACAUGGACCGGUUGGUGCGCGAGUGUACGUUUCAUACGGGCUACAGGGGUUUCACACUGGAUGGAGUGCACACGAAGAGGAGCGUCAAGGGCAAGUAUUCCGUUAAGAUUGGGUGGCGGACAGCCAUCAAGAUAUGUGGUGACAGCACGGGCAUUAUCAUUGUGUCGCAUGACCGGCAAAGUAUAUUGCACCAUUUCAAGUGGAAGGAUAUCCAAAUGGUCGACCACGUACACAAGGAUACGCUGAGCACACCUCUGGAUAAGCGCAGUCGCAAGAACUUUCUGGGCGUGAAGCUGAAAGACGGAUCUGUAUACGUCAUCAACAGCCAGUUCACACCGGAAUUGAAGCGAUCCUUCAUGGAGAAGGCCAACGUACCCGUCAACAACAGAUAG